Pochonia chlamydosporia 170 is the source of this 960-nucleotide messenger RNA. RefSeq lists its product as hypothetical. Bases 1 to 960 code for a protein of 319 amino acids. The transcript is spliced from 2 exons. The record is from RefSeq and is a predicted model, not a curated record. Lineage: Eukaryota; Fungi; Ascomycota; Sordariomycetes; Hypocreales; Clavicipitaceae.
AUGUAUUUCGCAAAGACGCCUCGAGUACUGGCUCCCAUCGUACAUGAGUCUCGCCAAGCACGCUGCAUCGGCUGGCACUGUCUGACAGCUGCCGAGCAGUUUGGCAUCAUCUUCAGUUCGGUUGUUGUUUUUCUCGUCUUCUCACUGGUCUACAUGUACUGCUUAGGCCGUGCCUGUAUCGCGAACAAGGAUAGACAAGCCUCACGACUAGAUAUUGCCAAGCACAGCAGAGUGUCUAGCCAUGGUCAUAGACGACCAGCCACGCCGUUAGUCUGGACGCCGACCACACAAAACCAGCUCGUUGUACGACCAGCCAUGGCAGGCCAGCAAGCGCUUGGGUUAAGACAGGUGUGGUCUCAGCCAUACACGAAUCCUGUUAUCUAUCACGGUGUGCCUCUUGUACCGUUGGCGUUCACAGCCUCUGCGACACAACCAGCGGCAGCAUACCAGCAGCCUAUCUACGAUGGGACUUCAGAUCCUGCACCCUCGCGGCCUCCUUCGUGCGCCAGAGACACGUUUACAGCAAAUACGAUCCGUUCGAAAUCCCCAGGGUGGCGUCGACGGCUGAAUCAGAUUCUCCAACUUCCAUUGGGAAGAGCAUCGACAAUCCACACAGAUUCAGGCCCAGCCAGCCCCAAGAGCAUUCGACAAGAUCACUGUGUGUUCAGACAAGAAUCUGGCUCAAAUCAUAGUGUCAGGAAGAAAAGUCAAGCCAAAAGGCAGUCUCAUCGUGCGGGAAAGAAGACGGGUGGCCUCGAAACGAGUAGCGCUGAAGUGGCAUCCAUUCGAUCAACUGCGGCAACUGUACGCAGCGAUGACUUUGAAUUAAUAAGCCCAGCUUCCUCUCUUGAUAGCCAGCCAGGAGUUAAGACGGACGUAGACGGGGGUAGUUUGGCGCCUAGCAACGUGGCAAGCUCCUUGGCUCAAACACCUAAUUCAGCAGAGGGUACUGCUAAUUAG